Messenger RNA from Solanum stenotomum, 744 nucleotides. Its product is annotated as bax inhibitor 1-like. Gene Ontology annotation, cellular component: membrane. The transcript is spliced from 5 exons. Lineage: Eukaryota; Viridiplantae; Streptophyta; Magnoliopsida; Solanales; Solanaceae. Bases 25 to 744 code for a protein of 239 amino acids. The record is from RefSeq and is a predicted model, not a curated record.
CAAAAAAACUUGAAGUUCUCAGAGAUGAAUGCUGUGAAAGCUUACUUCAACAGGAAUUGGACAAGAGAAGACCUGAUGAAUACUGGAGAAAUUUCCGAGUACGCUUACACAAGCUUGACGACGGUGUAUCUUACUCUCUUCUGUGCCAUGUUGAGCUUUACUUUUGGAUCCUUCUUGCACUUGAUCAUCUGGGAAGUGGGAUGGCUGUUCACAGUUCUUUCUUCUGUAGCAAGUUUACUCUGGCUUUACUUUGCAUCACCAUUGAGAGUGAGGCUGAGGAUCUCACUAUUGCUGUAUGCAGCAUGUACCUUGGGUGCUUCUUUUUGCCUUGUUACCAAAUAUCUCUUCGAAAUUUAUCCACCCCUUAUUGUCAACGUUUUGGAAGGUUCAGCAUUUAGCAUUGGAUUUAUCUGGUAUGGAUCCACGUAUACAAGGGAAAGGAGAGAAAUCUACAUGACUUGCCUGAAUUUUUCUUAUGCUCUAAUGUGCGCCAGCAUUUUUGUGUAUGGUAUAGAUAUCCUUCACACCCACACAGUUCAUUGGGUGUUUAAGGUAAACACUGUGCAAGCAUUGUUCAUGGGGUACUUAGUGAUAUAUAGCCAAGAUUUACUGUAUAAUGCUGGCAUAGGAGAAAUUAACUCUGUGGAUUGCACACUCGCCGUCUUCUUCCAUUUACCGGGUAUAGUGGUCCAUGCUGCAAGAGUUUUCCUGACUGCAGAAAAUGAGCAACACAGAGAGAAUUAA